UAUCCGUGUUCGCCCAUUACACACAUAUGGUUGUCUGUAUAGAUGGCAGAAAGGGUUAUACACAACUACAUAGCCGGAGCUUUAGGAGGCACCAUCGGACUUUUCGCUGGUUACCCACUUGAUACAACAAAGGUUCAAUUACAGACGUGCUCGAAGCUGAGUAAUAGUCAGAUCGGAGGACUUAUAGAAGCCACUCGAAAAAUACACAAUCAAGCAGGAUGGGUCCGAGGAUUUUAUCGCGGUCUGUCCUGGCCCAUGUUCUCAUACGGAAUCACAUACAGUGUCUUCUUUGGAGUCCAAGGUAACAUCCUAAAGAGGCUGGAGACAAACAAGGACAAACGAACUGAUUGUUACUUUAAGAUAUUCCUGUCAGGAUGUGCAGGAGGUGCUGCGCAGCUUAUCCCGGUCAUACCGACAGAUUACAUCAAGGUCGUACUUCAGUCUCAGAUCCCCACGGCAACGGCUGAUUUAGGAACAGUUACAGCAAGGGGUGCUGUGCUUGCCAAGAAAAGAGUUUGUUUCAGCGGUCCACUUGACUGCGCAUGGCACGUAUACAAGACAGAAGGUUUAUUAGGGUUCUAUAAGGGAUCACGUGUAGUUAUGUGUCGGGAUAUUCCGUCGUAUGGUAUGUACAGCCUUACGUAUCAGUACCUCAGCAAUACUCUCAAGGAGAAAGGCUGGACAGACUCCCGGGGAAUAAUGGCGGACAUGAUAGGAGGUGGAUGUGCGGGAAGCUUCACGUGGUUCCUCAUUAUGCCCUUCGAUGUGGUGAAGAGUCGAUAUCAAGCUGACCUGGCGGGCGAGUUCAAGGGCCCACUGGACUGUGCAUUAAAAAGUUAUCAAAGGGAGGGGUUUAAGGUGUUUUAUAGGGGAGUUCUCGUGACGUGUUUACGGAGUUUACCUGUAGAUGCGACCGCUUUUAUGGUCUAUGCACAGACUAUGAGGUACCUUGAAGGUGGUCGGGAGUGAAAUAGAUACAAUGAAAAACAUCUCAUUCCAUCCGCAAAUAGUGUCGUGUGAACGUGAAACAACCAUUCUCUGACUAGCUUAAGUACAGGGAAUGACGAUAGCUCGAUGUUCCCUCCCAACGUCGUAAGGGCUCACCAGUCCAGAUGUGUCCAAUGUUAAUACCUUCUUAAUAAGGCUAUACAAUGAUGGUCGCUGGUUGUCAAGGUAAUCCACAUACAAGACUGCAUAUCAAUUAAGAAUUAAUAUAUAUCGUGUAUAAGUAUACACGCGCGGUAAUCAAGGAGUUGUAUGCUUGAUGAAAAGAACUGACAUCCACAAAAGACAGCAUUAGUAUAAAUGCAUGCUUAGAAUAAUGUACUUUUAUGAAUGAUACGAAAAGUUUUGUAGCUUUGUAGGUCAAUGGAGACUACAGAAUCACCAAGUACACAAUAACUGUCGGACGAUUUCCUAGAUCUACAAAUUAUGGUAACAGAGCUACCCAGUACACGAUAAAGGUUGGACAGUGCCCUAUAUCUACAGAUUAUCGAUACAUACCGGUUCACCUUACCAUCCAGUGGAUUGGUUUAUCUAUUCAAUGUUUAAGGUUGAUAUGUUAUUUUUUAUUGUCACGCAUAAACGAUGAUCAUGGUAUUUUGUAUUUUGUUAUUUGCCGGAGAUAUUUUUGUCUCUGGUGUCAGGAUCGAGUCACGUAUGAUGGUUGCCUACAAAGCUCUUGUUUUUAUUACGAUGAUAAAUGUUAUGAAGACAGUUUAAAAUUUGAUGUGUGAAAAUUUUAGCAUUUAGCUAGACAUGUGGCAUCUAUGGUCGAUGUAAAUGACAGGUAUUUGCAGGAAAAUAUAUAUUGCACUUGUACAGUAUGACAUAUUUGCCCGCAGGAAUCUUGUCGUUUACAAUGUCGUUUAAAUUUCAUUACAAUAUAGUUUAACGACAAAAAUUGCUUAACAACUAUGCGCCACUGCCACCUACAUUCUGAUUAAAUGACAACAUGUCAUCAUUUAGCUAUCAUCAAUUAUUGAAAUAAUCGUGUGUAUUACCGUCCCAAAGGAAAUCACUGAUAUUUAAACAUUCAAUACACCAUCUGUCUUUUUUUAAUUUGUUUUCGUAAUUUUUUUCUUUGAUAUGUUAUUUUGUUUUUUAAAUAAACAAUUGGUGUGAACCGAUUAAAUCUG
Ylistrum balloti is the source of this 2138-nucleotide messenger RNA. RefSeq names its product solute carrier family 25 member 45-like. Gene Ontology annotation, cellular component: mitochondrion. Gene Ontology annotation, biological process: mitochondrial L-ornithine transmembrane transport. Gene Ontology annotation, molecular function: high-affinity L-arginine transmembrane transporter activity. The transcript has 5 exons. The record is from RefSeq and is a predicted model, not a curated record. NCBI's taxonomy places the organism in Eukaryota, Metazoa, Mollusca, Bivalvia, Pectinida, Pectinidae. The coding region runs from base 43 to 969 and encodes 308 amino acids.